AUGGAAGAGAUUAAUCACUUUAGUCAUGAAAACCAUCCAUUAAAGCUCAUCAACUCCAAGACAAUUGUUGGUGUUAGUUUUGAUGGUGGUGAUAUAACACCACAAGUGAUUGGCUGCUAUGCAUGUGAAAAACCCAUAUCAAGUGGUUUUGCAUAUGCUUGCAUCCAAUGUUGCUACUUUCUCCAUAAAGCAUGCGCACAACUUCCCCAUACUAUCAAUGACCCUUCCUUAUAUUAUCAUCAUCACCCUCUAACACUUACUGAUAUGAAAAAUACAGAUUCUAGAUCAAGGCAAUGUGAUGUGUGUCGUAUUCGAAAGACACCCGGAGUGUUUUCGUAUAUCUUUAUUAAGGAUAAUAAAUACACCUUUGUAGCUUGCAUUGAUUGUUGUGUUGCUAGAAUUUCUCUCAAGGCUGAAGUUGAUGCAAUCAAGGAGGAGCCAAAGAUCAAGGUUCAACACGAAGGCCAUCCACACCACACUUUAACCCUACAAUUAAGACCUGCUGCAUUGCGGUGUGAUGCUUGCAAUUCUAAGGAUGAAGGCUUAUUCUAUGAGUGUGAUAGUUGUGACUUCUGGAUCCACAAGACUUGUGCUUCCUUAGCCUCUACUAUCAAUCUGCCUCAUCACCCUAAUCAUCCACUUGUUCUCGUCUAUUCACUUUCUGAAAAAUUCUUUAAUUUCCCAUAUUAUUGUGAAAUUUGCAAUGAAUACAUCCUGCGGAAUGAAUGGUUGUAUCAAUGUGCAAAUUGUAGAUAUUUUGCUCAUAUAAAGUGUGCCUUACAUGCAGAACUUCCUUCUACUCCAAGUUCUAAACAAGAGUAUGUGGUUUCAAAGAUGAUGAGGAUGAAAAUGGUUUGCUGCAUUUUCCCAUGUGAGACGCAUUUACAGAUCCAUUGA
Lactuca sativa (garden lettuce) is the source of this 897-nucleotide messenger RNA. RefSeq lists its product as uncharacterized. The record is from RefSeq and is a predicted model, not a curated record. Lineage: Eukaryota; Viridiplantae; Streptophyta; Magnoliopsida; Asterales; Asteraceae.